UGGCUGUCCAUCUAGGAAGCUACUCUCCACGUGGCCUUGAACCUGGAACGACGUGGUAUUAGCAGCCGAAAGCAAUUCUCCGACGUGGACUAACGAAGAUGCUUGGCCCAAAAAGAUUGACUUUCGUAAUGGGCUUUGAGAAUGGAUUGGCACAAAUGGGCCUGAGGCAGUCUCGGCCCAUGUUUCGUAGGUCGGUACCCCACAGAAUUCCAUUUCCCCCAUAAAAUGUGAACCAUUACCAAGAGUCAAUGGUUUCCGUUGAUCGCACAAAAGCCGGCCAUGGAUUUGUAAAUGGAUUGAUCAAAAGCUAAGCCGUCACCUUUUUGAACAUGACUGUACAGAAGUGAUGAAAACUGAAGCCUUGAGCUAUUGGCAUGUGUGUCGGAGAAAAACUAUGUGCCGAUCCGGUUCUGUUGCCCGAGUCCCUGCUUCUUCACCGCCCCCAACAAUGGGAUUUCAAUCAAACCUAAGAAUGCUUAGCCUCUGGCUUUCGUUUUCGGCUUUUGGUUCAUCCUUAAAAGAGGUUAAUAUCUAAAAAUGACCUCGACAUGGUAAUGGACACGUGUCCACCCUCCUCGAUCCUCAAAACCCUCGCGAAAAUCCAUAAAUCUUGUCCUUUCUUUCUUCUUCAGAUCUUUAUAUUCCUUCCUUCGCCUCCAUUUCCGCUCUCGCUGCUUUCUGGGUUUUCUACAGACCCUUUUUCGAUUUGGGUUUGUGUUUGUUUGGCGCUGGAAUCACCUGAUUUCCCGUUUCUCCCCCUUUGCCUACGCGGGUUGAUCGUAUUGGAUUCUGCCAUCUCACAAUCCAUUUCCAGACAAACUUUGUUGUUGGGCGAGGAACUCGAGCAUUGAUGAUUAUUGCCUCUUGCCCGUGGUCUACCCCACGGAUCGAUUCGGGAGGCUUCAUUCACUCUAAGGUUAGUUCGAGGAGUGUUGAUGAUUAUAAAUUGUUAACUUUUCUCUCUGAAGAUCUAACAGGAACUUGGAGAAAUUUUCAAAUGUUUCGAGCCGGGCCGACGCUAAGAGAUGUGGAGUUUACAGAAUUCAGAAGCUUCUCUGAAUUUAACAUCUUCUAAAAUUAUCCAUCGGUUCCAUCUCAAAACGACGUGGUAGCGAAACUUGGUAGAGCUGAUCAUUGAAACGUCGUCGUUUGAUCUGGAGAUGAAAGCGGCCAUUUCUUCGUUGAUUAGCUUCAGAAAUUUCGAUCUCCACGAACCUUCCCUCUCCCGCUCUAUUUUCCGGCAGCUCCCUCUUCUUCUACCGUCUAAGUUCCCGGUCGUAUCCACCGACGCCAAGGCCAACGGCGCCAAUUUUACCAGCCUGCACCAGAAGUUCCGUUUCCCCUCUAUGAAAACCUCGCCGAUUAUGGCCUCAUCCUUCAAUCCCGAGCGAGCUACAUCUCCGCCUGCAGUUCCGCCGCCGGUACCUCCAGUCACCAAGUUUAAAAUCGGGCUAUGUCAAUUGAUGGCGACGCCUGAUAAGCAAAGGAAUAUUGAACAUGCUCGUAAGGCCAUUGAGGAGGCUGUGGAAAAGGGCGCCAAGCUUGUUGUCUUGCCGGAAAUAUGGAAUGUUCCUUAUUCACAGGAUACCGUAUCACUUUAUGCCGAGGACAUUGAAGCCGGUGGUGAUGCCUCCCCUUCAACAGCAAUGUUAUCUGAAGUUUCGCGUCGUUUAAAAGUCACAAUAGUCGGCGGCUCAAUUGUAGAGCGCUCGGGGGAUAAAAUAUAUAAUACUUGUUGUGUUUUUGGCACUGACGGAAACAUGAAAGCUAAACACAGGAAGAUACAUCUUUUUGAUAUUGAUAUCCCCGGAAAAAUCACUUUUAUCGAGUCCAAGGCCAUCGCAGCAGGUCAAACACCUACUGUUGUGGACACAGAAGUUGGACGUAUUGGUAUUGGAAUUUGUUAUGACAUUCGUUUUCCAGAACUAGCCAUGAUAUAUGCUGCAAGAGGUGCUCACUUGAUUUGCUAUCCUGGGGCAUUUAACAUGACCACUGGACCAUUGCACUGGGAGUUAUUGCAGCGCGCAAGGGCUGUAGAUAAUCUGUUGUAUGUGGCAACAUGUUCACGUGCUCGAGAUGUUGAUGAUAGUUAUGUAGCUUGGGGCCACUCAUCCCUUGUUGGACCGUUUGGGGAAGUGUUGGCUACAACUGAACAUGAUGAAGCAAUAAUCAUAUCUGAGAUUGAUUAUUCGCUUAUUGAGCUUCGAAGGACUAACCUACCACUUCUGAAGCAAAAACGUGGGGAUCUUUACCAGUUGGUAGAUGUUCAGAGGCUGAAAUCCGAAUGAAAGGUGCAAGGACUGCUUUGAACACUCUUUUGCUUAAACUUUUUCGGAUUAGAAUAAACUUUCUGCUACCGCACAAUCCCUACUUGUUUCGAAAUACUUCCACUACAGACUACGACUGUAGGUGCUGUACUGCUGCGGAUUUGUGUGAACAGGCACCUCCCUCUUAAAGUUCCAUUAUGCUGAUGAGUAACGCUCCAUGUCUGUAUGUUUUACAUAACUCAUCAAGGUUCAGCAGUUGGCAAUGGCACAAAUUUAACUAAUAAAGGCUUAUGUAGGACCAAUAUUA
This is a messenger RNA of Cucurbita pepo subsp. pepo (vegetable marrow), 2574 nucleotides long. Its product is annotated as omega-amidase, chloroplastic. Lineage: Eukaryota; Viridiplantae; Streptophyta; Magnoliopsida; Cucurbitales; Cucurbitaceae. Gene Ontology annotation, biological process: L-glutamine metabolic process; oxaloacetate metabolic process. The record is from RefSeq and is a predicted model, not a curated record. Gene Ontology annotation, cellular component: mitochondrion. Gene Ontology annotation, molecular function: omega-amidase activity.